Messenger RNA from Solea senegalensis (Senegalese sole), 3917 nucleotides. RefSeq names its product glia maturation factor, beta (gene gmfb). The record is from RefSeq and is a predicted model, not a curated record. Gene Ontology annotation, cellular component: actin cortical patch. The coding region runs from base 81 to 509 and encodes 142 amino acids. Gene Ontology annotation, molecular function: Arp2/3 complex binding; actin binding. NCBI's taxonomy places the organism in Eukaryota, Metazoa, Chordata, Actinopteri, Pleuronectiformes, Soleidae. The transcript is spliced from 7 exons. Gene Ontology annotation, biological process: negative regulation of Arp2/3 complex-mediated actin nucleation; actin filament debranching.
AAAAAAAAAAUACAUUGAAAGCGUCUCUGCUAUUCAGAGCAGCUUCAGCAGCAGCUUCAGGGAAACUCAACUCUACUACAAUGAGUCAGUCACUCGUGGUGUGCGAUGUGGAUGAAGGCCUGGUUAAAAAGCUGAGGGAUUUUCGUUUUCGGAAGGAGACUAAUAAUGCGGCAAUCAUCAUGAAGAUCGAUAAAGACAAGCAGCUUGUAAUUCUCGAUGAAGAGCAUGAGGACAUUUCCCCCGAUGAUCUGCAGAAUGAACUGCCUGAGCGACAGCCACGAUUUAUCGUCUACAGUUAUAAGUAUGAGCAUGACGAUGGACGUGUGUCUUAUCCCCUCUGCUUCAUCUUCUCCAGUCCAUUGGGCUGCAGACCAGAACAGCAGAUGAUGUACGCUGGAAGCAAAAACAAACUGGUCCAAACUGUUGAACUGACCAAGGUGUUUGAGAUCAGAAACACAGAGGACCUGACAGAGGAAUGGCUGCGAGAGAGACUCGGUUUCUUCCGCUAACAUCAUCACCUCAUCCAGCGGUCUGGGGUGUGAGGAGGAUCCAGAUAGCACAACUUGUUUCUCCUCUGUUGGGGGGAGAUCACACCACAGUUAUUACAUUUCCCUCCUCUUUAUACGAGACCUGAUUUAAAUAGUAUUUGCAGUCAUUUUCUACUCUGUUUUGGGUUUCUGUAGUUUACGGAAUGUCAACAUUUGUCUUUUAAAAUCAACGAAUCUGUGGCACGCACAGAUUCAGGCUGCCUGAAACUGAAAAUACUAUUUGACACAGGUCUGCGUUUGUCUCCCUCACAAUCUCUCCAUGUGCCAGGUCUGUGUCUGUGUUGAAUUAACACCCCCGUAGCUCUUGAGGUGAACAGUCUACUCUUUGUAAGUUCAUUUGGGAGAAUUGAAAGGCAUUUUAAAGAGAGUUUAUUUUUUCCUCAAGUAGUUUACCGAGUGUUUAUUUGAGUUCCACAGUUGUAUGUUUAAUAACUUUAGGGAGUCUUAUUUUAAGCUUUUUUUCCCCUCUGGUGUAUUUAGGGAUGUGUCAGCACAUGUGUGUAUAUAUGUGUAAUAGCAUCGAUUUCCUUUUGUUGUGAAAGACAAGCUUCCUGCCAGAACAGUUGAACAACAGUUCCGUUUUAGUUGGUUUCUCCUUCUCCUUCAGUAUUCAUUGCAGGCAACAUGUGUUAGUGAAGUUGCAUGUUGCAGAUUAAUACUUUUCUUCCAAGUGUGUUGGAGAAACUAUAUCGCCCUCAGUUUGCAUCAAAACUGAAAAGAUAUUUAGUUUGUCCACUGUGGGUUACUGUAAAAACAUGGUGGUCCAAUGUGGCUGCUGCCAUAGAGCUGACCAAGCGGCUCAUUGGGUGAUAUUAAAAUUAACUUUAAAUUUCUGUCAGAUAAAGAUGCAUUUUAUUGACACACUGGACCUUUAAAUUUUAAUAUAAUAUAUUAAAAAAAUAGACCGUAACGCAAGCCGUAGGUGCUUUCAGACAUUUUCCCGACAUUAACUGAAAUGUCACUCCAUUUUACUGCCACUAGAUUGACAGAAAGUGUUUGUGUGAGCACAUGUGAGACCACAGCAGGAAAAUGUCUGGAAAUAUUCCCGUCUGCAUGUCCAGGAAAUGUUUCUAAUUUUACUGAAGAUGUCUGCUGUGGAAAUGUCGGGACCCGUUUUUUUUUUUUUUUUUUCAGAAAUUUCCCCCGAGUUCAUGUCUGAAAGCAGCUUUACAGUAGAAACCGCUGCAUGAUUUUCCCCUUCACUGUUCUGCCUUUAACCUGCAUAUGUGAUAUCGCACUCGAGGAAACAUAAUUUUCUCUGAAACAUUCCAAACUAAACAGCAAAAAAAAAAUAAUGUGACCACGACAGAAAACACCGCACACACUGGGGCAGAGUCACCUGCCCUCUUUUUAAACGACUGGGCUACUCUUAACAUUAACGUGUGUUACUGUGUCAUUAGAGGGAAAUUGUUAGCUUAUACUGUGCUUUAUAGCUCGUACUGUUAUUAGUGUUUUCGAAUGUUGUGCUUCAUUCUCAUGUUAAGCCACUUUGGUUGCUUUGUGGUGGUUACAGCUUUGAGAAUGAUGGACGUGACGUCUCCAAACACCGCUUGUGCUUACCUUCUAGACUUGGCAGAAACGGAUAGAAAUAUCUGGGAUAUUCACAUUGUCCAUACAAAACAGGGUUUGACCAAUAGACAGGCUGAUAUUGAGAUUCAUGGAUUGAAUGUACCCCCUGAUCUAAAUUAAAUUCUUAGUCUCACCUUUUAUGUUGUGUCUGACUUGUAUUCUCGCGUAUUGGUUUUGUAAUUUUGCAAAGGUGGGGGUUAAAAUGACAAUUUUAUUCAGAUUGCAGCACAAUUCAUCACUCUGUGUUUUUUGUUUUUUUACAUAAGCUCAAUACCAGCUCAGAAUAUUGGUCUCACCCUAAUAAAGAAAAAGGCACAAAUGAAUUCCACACGUUGCACCUCAUCAGUAUCUCUUAAAUAAAACUUUUUACAUCUAAACUAAAUAUAUAAUUGAUAGUUGUGGCGAAUUAAAAGCCAGAGAUCAUGUAUGAUGUCAAAGUGCUGAGUCGACCAUUCCAAUGUCUUCUGACAUUCUUUGUCAGACAUAUGUCAGUUUUAAGGCCAAAUUUGAAACCAGACUAAAUAGUAAAGCUUGAAAAUGCAUUUUUGUUUUUUUUCUUCUAGAAGACUAUGCUAUAAUCUGGGCUGUUAUAAUAUAAGAAACUCUCUUUCUGAGCAGAAUAUAUACACGCACAAUGCACAAUAUACAUGUAAAUAAUUUAGUGAUGUCAAUGAUGAUCAUUUAUCAGGUUUAAUCCAACAGGAAUAAUGUGAUAACACUGUAAUCAUGUGUCAGAAAACAACAUUAAAGCAAAGACAUGAAACAUCUGCAUGAUAUUACUCUGCUGUAAAUGCUGAUUAUAUCCACUGCGAGUGCUACGAUUUAUGGGUUAAGAAAAGGUUUAACAUCUCUAAGACAAGCUAAACACCUAAAUAUGUUCAUAAACCUGAACUGAAAUAUAAGGAUUUAGGGCUCCAACCAACGAUUAAUAUUAUAAUUGAUUCAUCUGUUGAUAGUUUUUUGGAUUCAUUCAUUAGUUAAUUGGUCCAGAAAAUGUCAAUUGCUGUUUCGCAAACCAACAUUAUUCAGUUUUAAUGAUUUCUUUCUGUAACAAAGAAACCUGAAAUUAAUCACAUUUAAGAAGCUGACAACACUCAAACCCAAUAAUCGCUCAAAGUUUUGAUCAUGGCAUCAGUGAUUAAGUGUUACAGCCCGAGUGGAAUAGUUAUGACAGAGGCACCACAUGCGCGUUAACUCUGACACAUUCAACUUGAAAUAUGUGCAAGUGGUGAGAUUUUGUUGAAAUUCUGGAAAAACCUCUUAAAUGUGAAGAGCUACUGUAUAUGAAGUGCACGUGUUUGCAAAUGUCUCUGCUCUGACUGUUGAGACUUUGCUGUCCUGUUGCAUGAAUCCAGAGAAAAUAUUUUAAUUAUUGAGUUAAAUUAACACACAUCUGGUCUCCGCAUUGAUUUUACUCUUAUUUAAAGUGUUAAUAAAAAAAAGUACAAAAAGUAAACCUUGUACUUCCCAGUACAAGGUUUAUUAGAAAAGGAGUUUCCUUUUGGUUUUUGAGCCACAUAACAGGUUAUGUCCUGUGGAUUUAUUAUCUUUCCUUACUUUGUAGUGAAUCGGUUACAUACUGUAUACUAUUUGUCCUUUUGAGUCUCUUUCUGUGACCUGCAGAUGUGUUUUUUCAGCUUUUAAUGUUGUCUUUGAACAUCUUCAACAUCUUACUUCCUUUUUAAUGAAAUUAUAUUCAGCCGCCUCAUGGCAUCAGUGAAACUUGAGAUAUUUGUACUUUCCUGUACUUUAUAAAGUGUCUGUUGUCCCAUGGUUCAAAUAAAAUGACAGCGAUGUUUA